Messenger RNA from Aspergillus japonicus CBS 114.51, 794 nucleotides. RefSeq lists its product as uncharacterized. The record is from RefSeq and is a predicted model, not a curated record. The transcript has a single exon. The coding region runs from base 67 to 576 and encodes 169 amino acids. Lineage: Eukaryota; Fungi; Ascomycota; Eurotiomycetes; Eurotiales; Aspergillaceae.
AGACACUCUCGACUAGUCCGCUGUCAACCGAACGCUAUGGCUGUCAAUUAGCCAUGACAUAACUUUAUGCUCCUGAUUUUUCCCGUAGAACAGUGGAAAGGCAUCAGGCACAAUCCUUUCUCUCAAGGCAGUAACAACGACAACAACAUCAUCAUCAUCAUCAUCAUCAUCGAUACUGUAGUCAAUCAAGCCCGUCAAUUUAAUUCAAGACAGAGUAUCCAGACCGCCUAUCCUUUCAUCUCCAGCACGACCCCCUGGUUCCACCAAUAUCCCGCCCAUCACCCAUCUGGAGACGUGCGAUGUUUGUUUAAACCAUGCUUGUCUGUGCUCCCAAGAAGUGACCGCCAAGGGAAUGAGAAGAUGGAGGGGGAAGAUGCGCACCUGGCAAAUGACCACCACCACCCCUUUUCAUCUUACCUCCGGCCGACAUAUCCGGAGUCUAGACCCUCAGCACUUUCUACCCGGUCUCACAUUUCUUCCAGCACACCGUAUACCUUCCAUUGUAUUAUCUCUACGACAGCACAGAGUUUUCGCGCACGUUUUAGCAACGAGGAACCGACAUUGCAUGAAGCGUGAUAAGAAACGAAGGGGAAAAAAAAAUAUGUAUGGCCCGCAACGUGGCAGUGGGAGCAGCAAUAGUGGGGGCAAAGAAGAGAAAAGAAAAACGAAGGACUAGAGGCCCACGAGCUCUUGGGAGGGCACAACACCUGCAUCAAGCGACAUCUGAUGUCUGUCUAUUAUUGUAGGGUGCGCGGAGUACAGAGGCACAGUACAGUUUGCAGGCGGGAACACAA